GAUUAUUUUGGUGUCUGUUCAGAGGUGAUGAUCAAGGACAAUGUUGUGGUGGUUUAUGAGGUGCUGGAGGAGAUGCUGGACAAUGGCUUUCCAUUGGCAACGGAGUCUAAUAUUCUUAAGGAACUGAUAAAACCUCCUACUAUCCUGCGAACAGUUGUCAACACCAUCACAGGAAGCACUAAUGUGGGUGACCAGCUUCCUACUGGACAGCUAUCAGUGGUGCCUUGGAGACGUACUGGUGUAAAAUAUACCAACAAUGAAGCAUAUUUUGAUGUGAUUGAGGAGAUAGAUGCAAUCAUUGACAAAUCGGGUUCCACAAUUACUGCUGAAAUCCAAGGGGUGAUUGAUGCUUGUGUCAAGCUGACUGGGAUGCCAGACCUUACCCUCUCAUUUAUGAACCCUCGGUUACUGGAUGAUGUCAGCUUUCAUCCAUGUGUGCGUUUUAAGCGCUGGGAGUCAGAGAGAAUACUCUCCUUCAUUCCACCUGAUGGAAAUUUUCGCUUGCUCUCCUACCAUGUCAGUGCUCAGAAUCUUGUGGCAAUUCCUGUCUACGUUAAACACAACAUCAGUUUCCGUGAUAGCAGCUCACUGGGACGUUUUGAGAUCACAGUGGGGCCAAAGCAGACUAUGGGGAAGACUGUAGAAGGAGUGAUGGUCACCAGCCAGAUGCCAAAAGGUGUCUUAAAUAUGACCCUCACACCCUCUCAGGGAACACAUAUCUUCGAUCCAGUUACAAAGUUGCUGUCAUGGGAUGUGGGGAAAAUAAACCCCCAGAAGCUGCCAAGCCUGAAGGGGAAUGUGAGCCUGCAAGCUGGGACAUCAAAACCAGAUGAAAACCCCACCAUUAACCUGCAGUUUAAAAUUCAGCAGCUGGCUAUAUCUGGACUGAAGGUGAAUCGCUUGGACAUGUAUGGGGAGAAGUACAAGCCCUUCAAGGGGAUAAAAUACAUGACUAAGGCUGGCAAGUUCCAAGUCCGAACCUAGAGGAUCCUGAUAGCGAGGAAGAGCACUUUCCUGUUUUCUCCUGUUCCUGGCUGUUGGAUGCAGCCUCUUACCCCAUCCAUCUGUUUAGGGUUGCUCCCUUGCCUGUAGUAGCAUGAGCAGGAGAGCCAGUGCUUAGGGUACUGGGGAGCAGGGAAAAGUAAGGCUGACCUGAAACCAUCUCAUCCCUAGCUGAGUCUGAAGUAUUUGGAACAAUGGCAGAUGGGAGAGGCGUUCAGGUCCCUUGGGAUUAGUGAGUCAGCUAUGUAAGCUUGUAUCACCUUCAUUUUGCUGUCUUAAAGGAAAUUCUAGGGAUUUAUUGCCUUUUGUGACUCCUCUUCCUUAUAUUUUGGUUGGCUUUUAUCCCUUUGUAGAUGAUACAAAGUUGAAUUU
Molecule: messenger RNA, 1374 nt
Organism: Pelecanus crispus (Dalmatian pelican)
Lineage: Eukaryota; Metazoa; Chordata; Aves; Pelecaniformes; Pelecanidae
Source: RefSeq, a predicted model, not a curated record